This is a messenger RNA of Andrographis paniculata, 1607 nucleotides long. Its product is annotated as probable trehalose-phosphate phosphatase 4. Gene Ontology annotation, molecular function: trehalose-phosphatase activity. The transcript is spliced from 9 exons. NCBI's taxonomy places the organism in Eukaryota, Viridiplantae, Streptophyta, Magnoliopsida, Lamiales, Acanthaceae. The coding region runs from base 197 to 1366 and encodes 389 amino acids. Gene Ontology annotation, biological process: trehalose biosynthetic process. The record is from RefSeq and is a predicted model, not a curated record.
UCCCCUUCAUUACCACCAAAUUUUCCGUGUAAUUUUCCGACUAUUAUUUUAAAAUUUUUAAUUCCAUAAUAUAUAUAUAUAUUUAUAUAUAUAUAGUUACAGUUCAAUGCAAUUUUAAUUCAAUCGAGUUGGAUCUCCGGUGAGUUGCAGAAACAUUUCAGUCUUUAAUUCCGAUUAAUAAUUAAUUUCUCCGGCGAUGAUUUCCGACGGAAACUCCGGCCGGACCAUGGCGGCGUUGGCCGUCGUCAUUUCGGAGCCGGCCGCCCUGUUCUCGCCGAAACCACAAAUCCCCCAUUUUCCGGUCGCCGGAAUGAAGCUGCUCCGGCGGCUGGAAAGACACGGCAAUAAAGCACGAAUCAAUCCCUUGCUUGACUCAAUGCGGUCCUCAUCGCCGUCGCGCCGCCCGCCGGACGCCGCCGCCGGCGAUCACACCUCGUGGAUGCUUAAUCAUCCGUCGGCGUUGAGCAUGUUUGGCGAGAUCGCUGCCGCGGCCGCCGGGAAGCAGAUGGUGGUCUUCCUCGACUAUGACGGCACUUUGUCGCCCAUCGUCAAGGACCCUGAUUGCGCAUUCAUGCCCGAUGAGACCAGAAAAGCUGUCCGAGAUGUUGCCAAGUAUUUCCCGACUGCCAUUGUCACCGGCCGAUGCCGAGCUAAGGUAUAUGAAUUUGUGAGGCUGCCCGAACUAUACUACGCGGGCAGCCACGGAAUGGACAUAAAGGGACCAUCAAAAGGCCACCAAAGAAAGGUCACUACUCACACUUCACACACACACCCACAUGUGUGUCUGUGUGUGUCUUUUUGGGCUCAAUUUCCUCACAUUUGUUGUUUGUUUAUAACUAUUCAGGCAAACCAAACUGUCCUCUGCCAGCCUGCCAAAGAAUUUCUCCCAAUAAUUGACGAGGUAUACAAAAUUCUGAUGGAGAAGAUGAAACGAAUACCAGGGGCUAAAGUUGAGAACAACAAAUUUUGCCUGUCCGUACACUACCGUUGCGUCGAGGAAAAGAGAUGGGGAGAAGUUGCGGAAGAAGUAAAAGAUGUGAUCAAAGAAUAUCAACGGCUGAGAUUAAAUCAGGGCAGGAAAGUGUUGGAGAUUCGUCCCACCAUUAAAUGGGACAAAGGAAAUGCAAUCGAGUUCUUGCUCCACUCAUUAGGUUACGCGAAUUCGAAAGAAGUGGUGCCGAUCUACGUCGGGGACGAUCGGACGGACGAGGAUGCAUUCAAAGUAUUAAAAGAAAGAGGACAAGGAUUGGGAAUACUUGUGUCCAAAUGUCCAAAAGAGACCAAUGCAUCCUACACUCUCAAGGACCCAUCUGAGGUUAUGCAAUUUCUGAAUCAUUUGGUGGAUUGGAAGAGAAGAAAGAAUUAAUUUAUGGUAAUUACUUGGGAUUAAGAGCUUAAUAAUUACGAUUAUAUAUAUUGAAUUAAUCGAAUAUAUAUAGUUAUAUGUGCGCAAAAAUAAAUUUAUUCGACGAAAUUUGUAAUUAAAUCCCCUAAAUGGGAAAGGGAUAAACAUUUUUUGAUGUAUUUAUUUACAAAUGAUCUUCGAAUGGAUUAAGCAAUAUUUGAGAUUAUUGAAAAAAAAAAUGAUGUAAUUGCUGAAAGAAUAU